AUGCUAAGAAUAAAUAAUACAGGUUCUUUUCAUGAGUUAAUAGUUCGGAGUUUUCAGCUUGCAUUUUCUCUAUGGAAUAUUUCUCUUAAAGAAGGGCCAUUGCCACCAUCUCGCCGGAGAUCACUUUAUACUUUGGCAGUUUCAAUGAUUAUGUUUUCUUCAAAAUCAUACAACAUUGCCCCUAUUGUCCAAAGUACCAAGGCAGUGCUUACAGAGAGAAAGGUUGACCCCUUCCUUCAUUUGGUUGAAGACAAAUUGCAGGCUGUCAGCUUUGCACCUGACAAUCUGACCAUCAGCUAUGGAUCCAAAGAAGAUGAUGAAAGGGCCACACACACACUUUUGGAAUUAUUUUCUUCUGUACACCAAAUGCAGGAAUGCUUUGCAUCUGAAAUCAUCAGAAGCUUGGACAUUUUUUCAAAAGCUGAAUUACUGUCAAUAAGAGAGAAGCUGCUAGAAGAAUUCUCACCAGAUGAUACGUGUAAGAUUGGAACUCAGUUGACCACAAAUAUUCCAAGAAAGGAUAGUUCGAUAGUUGAUGAUGAUUUUAUUUAUGAACUAUUUGAAAGUCAAUUAAAACAAACUCCAAGAUUGUCCACGGAGGUCCCUGAUCUUUUGAGUGCUAAUCAACUUUUAGAAUUAGUUCUCGACCCAUCUCAUCCUGCUGGGAGAAUUUCUGUGACUGCAUUUGAUACGCCUUACAAGGAUAUGGCUGAUAACUGCGAAGUACUUAUGAUGGGAAAGCACAAUGUGUCUAGAUUGAUGAGUACCGCCAAUCAGACACAAGAAAUUUCAGCGAACUCCACUUUACCUACUCACGACAAUGAAUUGAAAAACACGGAUUCAUCUUCCCAUGAGGAUCCGUUGAAGGUGGACAAGGAAGACAAGGUGGACAAUUUUUUCUUUGAUGAUAAUACUUUUGUGGAAUUGUACCAACCAACUUCUACCCCUGCUCCAUUGUUCUGUGGAGCAGAUUAUCAAAACCAGCCUCAUUUUUUCCAACUGCCAACAGCAAGUCCCUUUGAUAACUUUCUGAAAGCCGCCGGUUGUUGA
Messenger RNA from Vicia faba (fava bean), 1050 nucleotides. NCBI's taxonomy places the organism in Eukaryota, Viridiplantae, Streptophyta, Magnoliopsida, Fabales, Fabaceae. The record is from the annotation of a GenBank genome assembly.